GUGACGACAGUUUCCUACGACACCUUCUGUUCAAGCACACUAGCUAGCUUGGCCCUAGACGUGAAAUAAUGACUUCGAAACGAAAGAAGAAUGACAGCGAAAUCUGCGCAAAAGGGAAGAAGAAAGAGAAACGAGAAGAGACGGCAGAGAUUUCUGAAUUAAUCGUGGAUUCAGACAUGAAAGACAAAGUGAAGGAGGCAUGGACUAAGAAACUACAGUACAGUGAUGGAGGUGUGGAGGUGGAUUGCCACCCUUUCCCUCAUGGUGUGCUGAAGAACUUCAUACGGAGCCAGACCUUCAUGGAGAAUCUGCAGACAGAGCUCCUGCGGUUAAACUUUCACGAGAAAUCCAACGACCUGUACAAAUUCAAACAGUCAGAUGACUUGAACAAGAGGAAAGAGCCUCAUAUUACAGGGUUGAGGGCUGUGCUGUAUGAAGAGUUCCGUUUGUGGCUGACUGAGGUACUGCAGGUGGCGCUUGAGCCCACAGUGGACAUUUCCUGCGCCAAGUACGAGUACACAGAUGUGCUGCUCUGUCACGACGACGAGCUGGAGAGCAGGAGGAUCGCCUUCAUCCUGUAUCUGGUGCCUGAGUGGAGUCAGAGCGACGGGGGCACCCUGGACCUGUACAGCACAGACGAGAACUUCCAGCCUCAGGCAGUGGUGAAGUCCUUAGUUCCGUCCUGGAACACGCUGGUGUUCUUCGAGGUGUCGCCUGUCUCCUUCCAUCAGGUGUCGGAAGUGAUUGCGGGGGAUAAGUGUCGCCUGUCUGUGAGCGGCUGGUUUCAUGGCCGUUCUCUGGAGCGACCCCCACGUCACGUGGAGCUGGCAGCUCCUCGAAAUCCACACCUCCCCCGGGAUGAGGAGCUGUUGUUCGAGUGGAUCAACCCUGUGUAUCUGGAUGUGGAAUACCAGACUCAAGUGCAGGAGGAAUUUGAGGAGACGUCUGAGAUCCUUCUGAAAAACUUCCUAAAGGAGGACAAGUUCAAGCAGGUGAACGAGGCCCUGAAGCAGGCGGGGAUCCAGUGGGUCAGGAGAGGUCCUCCCAAUCAGAGGUGUUAUGAGCGGGCGGAGCUUCACAGCCUGCCUCCGUGUGUGAGCACCUGCUGGGAGCUCCUCUCCUCCGAGGCCUAUUUCCUGCUGCUCUCCAACUUCACUGGCCUCACGCUGCACUUCCUGGCGUCCGGCAGCGAGGAGGAGGAGGAAGGAGAGGGUGAGGAAGAAGACGAUGGAGGGGAUAAUGAUGAGGAGGGGACAGCAGGCUCCUCUGGGGCCCCUCAGACAGGAGCAGCAGCCCCACAGCAGGAGAAGAAGGGAAAGAAGGAAAAGGUGAAAGAGCCCAGCACCCCGGUGUGCCGCGGUGAACUACGGCGCUGGAGGCAUGGGGACUACACCCUGGUCCACGACACGGACCUGCACAAUACUGAGUUUGCCCUGGACCUGCUGCUGUACUGCGGCUGUGAAGGCUGGAAGGAAGAGUUUGGCGGCUUUACUUCCUAUAUCGCCAAUGGAGAGGAUGAGGAGCUCCUGACGGUGUACCCUGAAAACAACUCUCUAGGAUUGGUUUACAGAGACAAAGACACACUGAAGUUCGUCAAGCACGUCAAUCACAGGAGCUCCACCCCGCGAGGGCCUCGCCCACUUGGGAGUGCCUUCUACGACUUCUCCUUUGUGUAUUAUGAGUGAGGAGGAGACCCCCGAAGACCAGGCCUGGCAUAGUCACAUGGGGUCUUACAGCUAUGGGGUGUGUGUGUGUGUGUACACACGUGUACAUGGGGCAUCUACCAUCAGAAUUUCAAAAGCACAUCUGAUUUUUUUUAAAUAACACUGACAAAAAAAUGGUGGUUACAAUCCAAAAAACACUCGUAAGGCAGCAUCACUUGAUGGAGAUCUUUUUUCAAUACUUUUUUUUUAUUAUUUGUUAAGCCAUACAUUGACAUGCGCAGUGACUGGACUCAGAGCAGUUGUGUUGUCCAGGUGUUUGUCCAUGUAGAAUGCAGCAUUGUCAUGGUGACCCACAGCCCAUUGGUCAGCGACCCCAGAGUUCCACCCAGAGACAAUGGUCUCCCAUAGCAACGGAACAAAGAGCCGCCCGAGGCACACACAGGUCAGAUAUAUAUGGAUAUUGUAACAGCUCUUUGAAGGAUUGGUCGUUUCAGCAUAAAAUAAGAAUGCAGUACACCGUAGUCAGCAACUCUUAACAAGCUUGUUUCUUUGCGUUUUCAUACAUUCAUUUAUUACCAGUGCAAAUCAUCACGUGAAAGGAAACACAGCUGUUGAACUAAAAUUAAAAUCCCAUAAAGCUGUAAGCAACAUUCUCAUCCCAAACCAGGAAAAAAUAAAACAACUGUCUGUAAAUCAAAGCUACAGUGAUGGGUACUAAAUGGUGAUAAAGGCUAAUUCUAACGCCAUGCGCAUUCCUAGUGCAAUUUCAUUUUUAUCCAUGUGCAUUUUUUCCUUGCCUUCGUUAAAGGCUGGUGCGACGUCCCAUGAUGCAUUGUGUCCAUUUUACAGUCAGUUUCCCUACAUUCCAAUGGUCAUUGUGGUAUUGCAUCGGUGUGAAAUCUCACAGUAUUGCACAGUCUUUGCCAGAGGAAGACAUGAAUGAAGAGAUCUUCAGGCGACAGCCGUAACAGGAAACGGUUGCGUUUCAGGACGGGUCGGGCUCCUGGUCUCAUCAGCCCGAUCCUGCUGAGGUUCUGGUGGUGUUUGUGGCUCAAACGCACCCCCUCGCCACAGUGUACAAUACGAAUGCUCUAAACCACCAGGGCUCCUUGCACUACAGUGGUCACAACUCCAGCUCUCUCAGCUUCUUCAAGACUUUGCACCAAAGUAUAUAUACAAUACAAAAAUUGCCUCAUUUUUCUCUUUUUAAUAUACGUUUGGAAAGCACUGCGCAAGUAGAACAGUUGUAGGAUAGCUGUGUCAUAAUUUAUUCCAGUCGUGUAGACGCUUUGGUGCAAAGUCGGAAGUACAGGUGUAAUUUGCUGUAACUGUCUCAUUGCCAGUGUGUCUCAGCCUGACGGCGGCUUCGGUUCAGUGCAUUCCCUCUGGAAGAAAGAACUCUACAGGUGACAGAACUGCAAUAGGCCCCAGCACGCUGCACCCCCAGCUUUACCCCUCCACCCGGUCUGGGGAUGGAUUUCAAAGCUCCCGUCUCCUCCAGGAAGAGUGGUGAGAAAUGUGGAAACCUCAGUAUGCUUCUCUUCUCUGUCAGACAGACUGUGACUCACUGUCUGAAGUCAGCCCC
Megalops cyprinoides (Indo-Pacific tarpon) is the source of this 3249-nucleotide messenger RNA. It is a transcript of the gene ogfod1, whose product is annotated as 2-oxoglutarate and iron-dependent oxygenase domain containing 1. Gene Ontology annotation, molecular function: peptidyl-proline dioxygenase activity; L-ascorbic acid binding; iron ion binding. The transcript is spliced from 13 exons. Gene Ontology annotation, biological process: regulation of translational termination; peptidyl-proline hydroxylation. Gene Ontology annotation, cellular component: cytoplasm. The coding region runs from base 69 to 1685 and encodes 538 amino acids. The record is from RefSeq and is a predicted model, not a curated record. NCBI's taxonomy places the organism in Eukaryota, Metazoa, Chordata, Actinopteri, Elopiformes, Megalopidae.